Recurvomyces mirabilis is the source of this 1347-nucleotide messenger RNA. RefSeq lists its product as uncharacterized. Gene Ontology annotation, cellular component: plasma membrane. Lineage: Eukaryota; Fungi; Ascomycota; Dothideomycetes; Mycosphaerellales; Teratosphaeriaceae. Gene Ontology annotation, biological process: adenylate cyclase-activating G protein-coupled receptor signaling pathway. Bases 1 to 1347 code for a protein of 448 amino acids. Gene Ontology annotation, molecular function: G protein-coupled receptor activity. The record is from RefSeq and is a predicted model, not a curated record. The transcript is spliced from 2 exons.
AUGAUUGAACCAUAUACGCCAGAAAUCGAGAUAGACGGCAGGAAAUACUUCCCGGCACCUUACAGCCUACAUCCUCUUCCUAAUGAUCUACGGAACGGUCUCAUACCAGUCGGUCUGUUCGCUCUGCUGUCUGUCGUCUCCACUCUGACUCUGAUCUGCUUCAUUGCCUGGCGGUUUGCAACAUGGAGACUGCACUACCGCACCUUCCUCGGCUACAACCAAUAUGUCGUUCUGGUGCUCAACCUGCUCCUGGCCGACCUACAACAAAGCUCUGGCUUUCUCAUAAGUUUCCACUGGUAUCGGGUCGAUGAGAUCAUGGCACCAUCCUCCGCUUGCUUCGCACAAGGCUGGCUCAUUCAUUCCGGCGAUGUGGGUAGUGGACUUUUUGUGCUGGCAGUUGCAGUCCAUACAUUCUAUACUGCUGUUUAUGGCAGGCGUAUAAGCAACAAAAUGUUUGCUAGCGGCAUCGUUGGUUUGUGGACUUUUGCGUACUUCCUCACUGCCGUAGGUGUGGGCAUGCACGGAGACAAGUACUUUGUCAAGGCAGGAGCCUGGUGCUGGGUAUCAUCAGCGUAUGAGGCCGACCGCCUGGCUUUUCACUACAUCUGGAUCUUCGUCAUUGAGUUCGGAACGAUCCUGAUAUAUCUGGUCACGUUUUACCAGCUACGUCGCAAAACUCGUCAACUGUUUGCUGGCCCCCUCGGCGAUAACACUACUAGGAAUACUGCUACCAUCGAAGCCGUGAACAGGAUAACGAAGCUCAUGACACUAUACCCAUGCGUGUACGUCUUGCUGACACUACCAUUGUCGGCUGGUCGUAUGUGGAGCAUGGCUCAUCACGGUCAAGCAUACAGCAAUGUAUUUGCAUGUCUGGCUGGCUCUCUCAUCACCAGCUGCGGCUGGGUGGACAGCUUGCUGUACACGCUGACGAGAAAACGAUUGUUGAAGGAUACUAUGCCGGGCCACUCAUCGUCAGGUCGAAGGACAGGACCGAGUGGUAGUGACAACUGGGAAGCCACGGAGCUGGGCAGCAAAGGGAUCACGCACACGAGGACCGUCACUGUCGAAGGUGGACAGAUGAUGGACACAUACCAACAUGCGCACCAAGGCAGCAUAAGCAUGCCAGGCGCAAGGACCCAGAACUCAAGUUGGGAGGCUCGUCCACCGAGUCCUAACGGGAGUAUCGAUCCCAUCCUGAGUGGAAAAGGAUCCGCCGGCCGAACCAAGACAGAAGUCACGGUCGGUCUCGAACAGAUCAUGGCUGAAGACAGCGAGGAAGACGACAUCUCGGCGCUGCCGCCGUACGUUGCCAGAACACCGAGGAAACACCAAGACGGGAAGAUGUAA